Ipomoea nil (Japanese morning glory) is the source of this 2955-nucleotide messenger RNA. RefSeq lists its product as uncharacterized. Gene Ontology annotation, molecular function: DNA helicase activity. The coding region runs from base 1 to 2955 and encodes 984 amino acids. The transcript has 5 exons. Gene Ontology annotation, biological process: telomere maintenance; DNA repair. The record is from RefSeq and is a predicted model, not a curated record. NCBI's taxonomy places the organism in Eukaryota, Viridiplantae, Streptophyta, Magnoliopsida, Solanales, Convolvulaceae.
AUGGCUAUUUGUCGAUGGAUUGGAUAUCCAGAUUUAUUUAUAACUUUUACCUGUAACCCAAAAUGGCCUGAGGUGCAACGUUUCCUUAAUGACCGUAGUUUGAAAGCUGAAGACCGUCCGGACAUAAUUUGCAGGUUGUUUAAGAUGAAGCUCGAUUCCUUGAUAGCCGAUUGUAGAAAGAAGCAACUGUUUGGAUCUGUUGCUGGAGUUAGUGAAGUUGGAGCUUUAGACAAAAUAAUUUCAGCUGAGAUACCUGAUGCAAAUAUGGAUGUAGAAUAUUACAAAGCGGUUGAGGAAUUUAUGAUGCAUGGGCCAUGUGGAAAAGCUAGGUUGAAUUCUCCGUGUAUGGUGAAAGGAAGAUGUUCAAAACAUUUUCCCAUGAGAUUUUUGGAAUGUUCUACUUUUGAUGAUGAUGGAUAUCCCUUAUAUAGACGUCGAGAAAAUGGAAGGGCAAUAACAAAGAAUGGCAUUGUCUUGGACAACAGGUAUGUUGUACCGCACAAUAGACAUUUAUUGCUUAAAUACAAGGCUCAUAUAAAUGUCGAGUGGUGCAACCAGUCCCGUUCAAUCAAGUACCUUUUCAAAUAUGUUAAUAAGGGACACGAUAGGGUAACAACCGAGUUCUACAAAACCAGCAAUGAUUCAGAUGUUGGAAAAUCUGUAGAUGAGAUUAAUAUGUACGAUGACUGUAGGUACAUAUCACCCUGCGAGGCUGUAUGGCGGUUGUUUGGCUUUGAUAUACAACUUAGGGCUCCCUCAGUGGAAAGGCUAAGCUUUCACUUACCCAAUCAACAAAGUGUGAUUUUUGCCGAUGAUGAUCCAGUUGAGAACAUUGUGAAUAGACCAACUAUAGCACAAAGCAUGUUCUUGGAAUGGUUUGAGGCUAAUAAGACAUUCCCAGAGACAAGAAAGAUGACUUAUGCUGAGAUGCCAACGAAAGUUGUGUGGAAGAAACAACUACGAAAAUGGCAGCCAAGGAAAAAAGGAUUUGCAAUAGGAAGGAUUUUUUACGUCCCACCUGCCACUGGGGAAAUUUUUUUAUUUAAGAUAGGCUUAGUUGAUGAUGACAAAGAAUAUAUAGACGCAAUAGACGAAGCAAGUCAUUUGGCUUCUGGAGAUAAGUUGAGGAGAUUAUUUGUUACACGGUUAAUGACCAACUGUAUAGGUAAACCUGAAGCAGUGUGGGAUGCCGUGUGGCAACGUUUGUCUGAAGAUGCACAAUAUCAAGUUCAGAAACAAUUGCAAAAUUCAGAUUCAGUGUUGAAUGACUCUCAGAAGAUGAAUUUUGCUUUGGUUGAGAUUGAAAAAUUGUUAUCAAUGAUGGGAAAGAGUCUUAGGGACUUUCCAGAAAUGCCAGUUGCAGAUUUUGAGAAUUAUAAUGUAAUAUCAAAUAGGUUGAUACAAGAAGAAUUGGCAUAUGAUCGUGUUGCUCAGGAGAAAGAGAAUAAUGAAUUGGUUAGUCAACUGACAGAUGAGCAAAAGGUAAUAUACGAGGAGGUGUUAACAGAUAUUGAAAGCAAGGCUGGUGGAUUUUUCUUCGUUUAUGGAUAUGGUGGUACUGGUAAGACCUUCUUGUGGAGAGCACUUUCAUCCGCUUUAAGGCGGAAGGGUGAAAUUGUUCUAAAUGUUGCAUCUAGCGGAAUAGCUUCUCUUCUGCUACCAGGUGGUCGGACAGCACAUUCUAGGUUCGCAAUACCUAUAUCUGUUAAUGAAGAUUCCACUUGCAACAUAAGACAAGGCACCCCGUUGGCUGAGCUUAUUAUGCAAAGCAAGUUGAUAAUAUGGGAUGAAGCUCCAAUGAUGCACAAGUUCUGCUUUGACGCCCUAGACAGAACUAUGCGUGAUUUAUUGAGCUCCACAAAUCCAAGAAGCUGUGAAAUGACAUUUGGUGGUAAAACAGUUGUGUUAGGUGGCGAUUUUAGACAAAUUCUUCCGGUUAUUCCAAAGGGCACAAGGCAAGAUAUUGUUGGAUCGAGCAUAAAUUCGUCAUACCUUUGGAGAUCAUGCAAAGUAUUUAGGCUAACAAAAAAUCUACGCCUAAGAAGUGUAAAAUUGCGACUAGAGGCCAACGAGAUUGAAGAGUUUGCAAACUGGAUAGCAGAUAUAGGUGACGGGAAAAUUAGGAAUACAACGGAUGGUGACGCAGAGUUGACAAUUCCAAAUAAGUUUCUGCUAAAAUGUGAUGAUGAUACUAUUUCUACGAUUGUUGAUAGCAUUUUCCCGUUGUUUAGAAGCGGCAAUGGUGAUUUAUCAUACCUGAAUGAUAGUGCCAUAUUGGCUCCAACAUUGGAUGUGGUAGAUAUCAUUAACCAAUACAUGAAUGAUCAAAAUCCAUGUGAGGGUAGGACUUAUUUGAGUUGUGAUUCAGUUUGCAAGUCAGAUUCUAAUGCAGAUAUGUUAGCGAAUUUGCACACUCCAGAAUUCUUGAAUGGUCUGCGAUGUUCUGGUGUACCUAAUCAUGCAUUGACUCUGAAAAUUGGGUCACCCGUUAUGCUCAAGCGAAACAUUGAUCACACUCUUGGCUUAUGCAAUGGUACAAGAUUGAUAGUAACAAGGUUAGCUGAUCAUGUGUUGGAAGCAAAAAUAAUGGGCGGUACAAAUGCAGAUGUGGCAGCCAUUUUAGCAGUUUUGAAUAACCCAAGAUAUGACUUUCCAGCCAUUCAUUCGACGACUGAAGAGGAAGGCCGGAGGAGAGGUCUAGCCGCGCCACUUCCGAGUUCUGCUACCGCCGACGCUGGUCAGCCGCCACCGCCGGAAGUUGCCAGCUUGCUCUGCUUCCAGCUGCCGCCGUCGAUGAGGAGAGAAACCAUGAAGUCGAGCAUCCCGCCACCGCCUCCAAUCUCAAUCGUAAACAAACAGAUACAUGCUCAGUCCAUCUCAAUCGCAAACAAACAAGCUACUUCGCUAAAACCCCAUUCGGAUUCAGAUUCCCAUGUUUCAACGAAACGCCCCUAA